Caenorhabditis auriculariae is the source of this 6243-nucleotide messenger RNA. Lineage: Eukaryota; Metazoa; Nematoda; Chromadorea; Rhabditida; Rhabditidae. The record is from the annotation of a GenBank genome assembly.
AUGGCGCCUCAAGUUUUUCUUCUCUUCAUUUGUCUACUUCCUCGGGCCCUGCAAGCUGAAACGUGAGUUCAAAAAAUGAUUCCUGUAUUUGGAUUUUAUUCCACGCGCUUAGAGUUCUGACACUAAGCAGUGGCUCCAAAAAAGUAUAGUCUGUUCAGAUUUUGAAUGUCAAGCAGCUAACUCCACCCCAUGGCUACAAUAUCUUUCGCGUCAAUGUUAUAUCUACAGAUCACGAUGGCCCUUUAAUAAGGCUGCAUUUUUGACUUCUUUUUCUAUCUUUUAGAUCAAAAAAGAUCAAAAUUAGUCCCGCGCGUUAAAACAUCGACGCGAAAGGGUACCGUCUCGGCAGGGGCGGAGUUAGCUGCUUGACAUUUAAAAUCUGAACAGACUAUAGGUCAAAAGAAAUAAUUUUUUUUGAUGCUAAAGCCCAUUCCACGCCUGCUUGUUACUUUUUUUCGCCAAAAUUACCGAAUUGAAUCAAAGUUGAGCAUCCACGCCAUAGCUAAUUCAUGGCUAGCUUGGGACGCUAAGGGGGCGUGUCCUGUCUGCGCUCUCCACGAGCCAGGCACUAUCUCUUUUCCAAUCGUGUCAGGACCCUUUUUUCGAUGGCUCGAGCCAGCCGUGAACCAGCUAUACAAGACCUUUGUUUUCCGCUGUCUUUUUUUUUGCCGUUUUGUAGAGCAAAAUUUUAUUUUCUUCAAACGUGACCGUCUCGCGUGGAACGGACUACUUAGGAACUACAAAGUGGUCCCUAUAGGGGUUAGGGGGAAGUGGUUUCUAUAGGGGUCUUUAAACUUCAUUCAAAAAGAAACGUUUAUUUAUUCAGUUUUUUUCGUAUGGAAAUGCUUCUUCGCAUCAUAAAAAAAUCAUGAACCUACAUGUCCCCCAUAGGGGCCACUAACUAUAACCCUAUAGCGGCCACUCUGGAGAUCCUAGGUAUAAAACUUCCGUUUGACGCGAUGUCACAAUUUUUUCAUUUUUUUUACAAAUCACUUUGAAGAUGCACGGGUUGUCAAAUACUUAUGGAAUCCUCACCAACCGCAUUUGGAGAUCAGUACCAACCGACUGUCAGGUAUCCGCACAGCUCAUUCUAUGAACCUAUGACACUAAUUUCAACAGCUCUUCAAACGGAUGCAAGACAAAAUUAUUCACAUGCGAAAAGCUCGACUCCAACAUUUACACCAAUAAGCCUGCUAUUUAUGUGACUGACUGGUCAAGAUGUGUUUUUAGCUCUUUCUUUCGAAAUUUAGGCAACAGCAACCGAUGGAUACCAGUUUGUUUUCGAUAAGGGCAAUGUCACACUGACCUGUGACGAGGGUCAAACCCUCUAUACUUACGGGACAAGUCAAAUCACAAACCUCAUUUGCUCAGAGUUGAAAAAGUCAGUUUCUUAGUCUUUUUCCAAAUUUAGAUAAUUUUCAAAAUAUCUUUCUUUUUCGAAACAUUUGAUCCAUUUCUUUAGGAAAGUUGUUUCAGCGAUUUCUUGCAAGACAUAAAUGUUCUCAGUUUUCACAAAACAAGUUCUCUUCGAACGUUUGAUCCGAAAUUCCUUCUUUCGACGUCAUUGUACUUAACAUGAGGAAUAUUAUUUGAGAGGAUGUACAAACUGCGUUCUACCGCCAGUCAACGCUCAACCUCCUAGCUCAACCUAUUAUGAUUACGCACCGAGUGUCCGGUAAAUUGAAGUUCCAAGGAAACUUCGGAGAGUUCGAUUGAAGGAGUACCACAGUGGGCGAAGACGGAUGCGAAACGUCCGAGUUUUACUGCGAGGAGCUCGACCCUUCGAAAUAUAAGUCAAAAGACGCUAUACUCUACGUGAAUAACUCACCAGUUCAUCAAAGUUUUCUAGCAAGCUGUUACAGAUAAAAACGAGAGGCUCCGAAGGUUUGAGUACAGCUAGAAGCGUACCAUGUAGAAAUGGCUACUACGGUUUUGACAAUGCCUACUACCCGGAUUUCGUCGAAAUUCUUCGUUGUAGUGUCCCAAAGUUGUGAGUUUUAAACAAUAACAUUCGCGAGCAUCAACGAGGGUUCACAUUCUUAGUGUAAUAUCGAACUGUGAUCCACAUUUUUUCAUAAAAAAUAAGUAUCCUAAAACCAGUGGGCGGUCAAUUAAAAAUCUUCGUUCGUGAUUUCGAAGAAAAAAAAAUCAAUGCAGAGAAAAAGAAAUAUUUUUCUUGACACUUACAAAACGAUGACUGCGUAUUGGUUAUGGAUUAUCAUUUAAGGAAAUGCACAGAUUGCAAAUUACCACCGUUCGUUUUCGAGUCUGAAACCAUCUCUUCUGCAAUGAAACAGUACGCGCCGAAAAUCACGUAAAUCCGUAGUCAGAUUUUUGGAUAAAAAUGAAUUGAACAGAACUUCGAAAGGUACAGACGAUUGUGACACGUAUACGAUUUCCUGUGAGUUGCUCGAUCCCGCCAAAUACCUUCAAAUGCCACUUCUUUCUGUAAUCACUUUCUCAAUUGGCUUCAGAAAACUCAUUUACUUGUAUUCAGGUGAGAAUGGGUGAAAUUCUUUCUAGUUUCGAGACUCCUUCCAUCGAUAUGACUUGUCGAGGCGAUAAUGCUAUUUACUUGCACGAAGGCACUCCAUAUACUUUUGAUAGCGCUCUUUGCGCUGAUACCGAAAUGUAAGUUUUUCAAAUUUUCUGACUAGGAAACUACGCGAUCUCGUAGAGUUCGAACUUUUGCGGUUUAUAGACCUUAGUCAGAAUACUUGAAAACAAGAGAGAUUAUCUGCUCAACCUGAUAAGGUACCGAGAAAAAUCUUGCUGAAAAUGGAUAGAUUGGGCUUGAAAAAAUUUAGGACGAUGCUUUUCAUCCUAUUUUAUCUUUCAAUAAAGUCACCUCGAAUGAUUCGGUUACCAGAAACGCCCAAACUACUCAGUAUAAAAAAUUGGAGAAAAUCAAUAUCUUGAAACUGUUCCAGCCUAAUCUACUCAUUUUCAAAAAAAAUUUUCUCGGUUUCUUAUCCGGUUUAGCAGAUAAUCUUUCUUGUUUCCUUUUUCCUGACUCAGGUCUAUGAACCAUCAAAGUUUGAACUCGAUCCGCAAAUAUAAGUUCACGAAGCUCCCUAGUGAGUAACGAAUUCCAAUUUCGAAAGACAAAACUUCGAGAAAAAAAUUUUUUUGAGAGGUAUUUUUGUGGAAUCGUUAUGGUACACUCCCGACCCGCCUGGGAGGAACAAAAAUCUUACAAAAACUCAAUAAAACAAUUUUUCCUCCAGUUUAUUUUAAAACUGUGAUGCAGCAAAAAAAAAUUCAAAACGCUUUGAUAUUUGAUUAUCAUUGAAGAUGCGCGACUUGCACUUUCCCAUCUUUCGUUCCCCAAGAAGGAUUGCCUGAGUGGCAUCAGUAUGGACCGAUACUGAGGUAACUUGAACUAGGGUCCAUAAGCCGCAAAAAACCCAAAUACAGAAUCACGACGAGCCUUGUUGGUUGCGAUGUAGGACUAUUUGAAUGUCAGAAGCUCGACCCGGCAAAGUAUGGACAGGAACCCGAGCUUAUUGUGAUUAAUUUUAUAAUUCAAAAAAAAUUUCGUUUGACGUGAAGAUUUUAAUUAGUAUACUUUAAGAUGAAGUUUGCUGGACAGGGCAGUUUUAUGUUCGCCGGAGAGGCACAAGUGACUUGUCAUGACGGUAAACCUUCAUUUGUGGGAGAAGCUGGUCAAAAAUACGAAGUCGAAAGCGUUUCGUGCCGAACAAGGACCUUGUGAGUUUUCAACUAUAAAAGAGCUUUGAAACUUUUUUAAAAUGGCGAUGUUUUGCAUACAGUCUGUUCAGAUUUUGGAUGUCAAGUCAUCGCUCAAACUCCGCCCCUUAUGCGUAGAUCAAGCCAAUCAGAUAUUGAUCCAUCAACAGAGGGCCGUGAGUUUGCUGCUUUACAUUCAAAAUCUGGACAGACUACUCUGUUCAGUUCAGAUUUUGGAUGUCUAACAGCAAACUCCGCUCUUAACAACGCUCUGUGGCUGGUUCGAUCUAUGCAUAAGGGGCGGCGUUUGAGCAAUGACUCGACAUUCAAAAAUUGAACAGGCUGUAAUUGGAUCCGCCCCUUAAAAUUAGCCUUGAAAGCAAAAACCUUUUAAACUUUUGUCAAUCAUCAAAAAAGAGAUAUUCGUAAAAUACUUAAAAUUGUAAUCUCAGAUGUUCGAGUUGUACACUGCCAAGAUGGGGUCCUGACGAUUACCAUUUCGACAAUUCAUACUUGGACUUCUUCCCAGCAACAGUCCGUACCAUCAGCGAAAACGGAGAAAUGAGAGUUGCAUUUAGCUGCUUUCCCUUCUGGCUCGAUCCCAACAUUAUCAAAGGAAUUUACACAUUUGUAAUUUCGCAAUCCGUCAUAAUGAUUUAGUUGCCAUUUCUAGACAAAAUUCGUCGGUUUUGACGGAUUUCAUCAAAUACCAGGCAGAGAUGCGAACAACUUCACUCUUCCCUGUGUCGAUGGUUACGUCAGAAUGCAUCAUGAGGAUAUUGAUAAAGCUAUGGAGACAUUUUCCUGUGUCGCUGAGGUGCCAGGGUAAGCGUGGGUCAAAAUCAUAAAACGGCUCAGCCGAUAAAACGAAAUCGUCUUGCUACGGGGGCCUAACAUGGGAGGUCAUUUUAGCGUAGGGUUCAGAAUUUUCUAUAGAUUUUCUCAAACAAUCUCUGAUGGGCUGUGAAACGAUCCCCCAUAGUCGCUACCUGCACAAACUUUUUGUUUUGGAGAUAUGAUUUUUCAGAGUUUUUAUCCUUAACCAUGUGACGCCGUUUGGAAGGAAUGUCCACCAAGACUGCAUGGCAGCUAGAAGCGUGGUGCAGUGGCUAGCGUGUCAGCCUGUGAAACUUAUGAUGAAGGUUCGAAUCCUUUUGCCGCUAACUUUUUUUUGCCACUUUUUUUUCAAGAAUUCUGAUGAUAAGAUUGAAUUCUAAGAGAAUAACCGUUAGUUAUCAAACUUUUUUGAAACGGUUAUACUCAUAGAAUUCUAAUAUUUUCAUGAGAAUUCUUGAAAAAAAAGUUAGCGGCAAAAGGAUUCGAACCUUCAUCAUAAGCUUUGCAGGCUAACACGCUAGCCACUGCACCACGCUACUAGCUGUCAUUCAAGGGCUGGUUGCGCGUACACAUUUCUUGCAAACAGUGUACCGUGUUUAAGGAUGAAAAAUUUGAAGUAUCAUAUCUCCAAAAAAAAAAGUUUGCGCAGAUAGCGACUAUGUGGGAUCGAUUCUCAGUCUAUCAAAGAUCGUUUGAACAAAUUUAUAGAAAAACCUGAACCCCACGCUAAAAUGACCUCCCAUGUAAAUGUGAACCGCUUCGCAGGCCGGGCACUCCGGGGCGCGUCGCGGUCGGGGACGGCCUUGGCCAGGGUCGCCCCGAAUUGAGAGCUGCUUUGAUCGGCUGGAUCUUACCCCAGCCUUAUACGCGCAAAAAAAAAAAAUUGCCGCACCCCGCGGUGGGAUACAGCCGAAGUAUGGUCAAAAUUUAGUAUAAUCAGUUUUUCUUUUGUUAUAUGUUAAACAGCCACUGGAAUAAAAAAGUAGGCGGGGGAACGUUAAAACUUUUCGCCGACGAAGAAUUUUUCAUAGUUUUUCCCCGUAAAUCAACACAUUUUUGUUUCUUUACGCGGCCUAUUUCAAAAAGGAGCUUUUUUCAACGUUAUAUUUCCAUGUGGUAAAGAAACGCCAACAGGUCACAUUGUUCCAAUUUAUGGCGAAUAUAAAUAUAUAAGGACCUUGUACUAAUGUAUCGCUAAAUAUAUAAUAUAUAUUUGUCUCCUCGACCUCUGUCCUAAAAUAGCAACUUAGUCGUGAAAAUAGGACUAACUGAAAUUAAUUUGAAGAUGCGAAACUUGCGCAGAUCUACAGUUCGUACAGCCUCCUGAUGAGGGAUUUUUCUACUACGCUCCUACAGUAACGUACGCUUCAUCAAACUUUUUUCUAUUCUCAGAACUCUCCAAGUUUAUUGCUGUUUCAGCGAAACUGAACAUUGCAAAAAACUUCUCACAUGCGAUGUCUCACAUACGCCGCAUAACACCUCUUCAACCCUUUUGGUGAUUGAAUUUUUUCCGAGAGAGCAAGAGAAAAUGAAAGAUGAUUUCAGAUACUGACUGAUGGGCAAUUUAUACCAAUCCCAGAAAAUUCGCACAUGUUGUGCCGUCAUGGAAUCAUGAGUGUUUACGCAAACUUAGCACUCAAUCCAACAGAAGGGAUGGCCUGUCGAACAUUCAAGAGCCAAGCUCCGCCACCCAGCGUACCUGGGCGGAAAAAAUGA